CUCAAAUCCAUCCGCUGGCUUGGGUCUUGCUGCAGGAGAGACUGAAUCAGGUGGCAGCAAUCUGCGCAAAAACAAUGAACAAGAGGAAGAGACAAGAAAGUUGGACUAUAACUUCAACCUUUACACAGAAAAUCAGUUACAGAUGGCAUUUGUUGUUAUGAAUGGCAUCUUACCUUCUGACAAGCCAGGCUCAGACCAGUUGUCGUGCUCAAUCAUGUCUAGAUCUUCUUCUUGUGGGAAGCAUCCACACACCAUGACGAAUAAGAGCACUCCCAGAGACCACACAGUAGCUGGUCUCCCGUGGUACCGGCGCCACACGUCAUACUCAGGAGGGAAGUAUUCUCGUGUGCCUGUGGAAAAACGAUUUUGCCCGAUGGGUGUGAAUAUGGCAGUGUAAAAUGGAUCAGUCCCGGAAACGGAGAUUAAAUACUAGGAAAGCUGGGCUUUCUCAGUGUAAAGUGGCAAGAACUGAAGAGCCAGAGGAAGUUUCUGAGAGCGGAGAUGCUGGAGACGCUGCAGGAUCAGACAGACACUUCAGUACCAUCAGAGCCUCCAGCCCUCAGUCUGACAGCGCCAGUCAAGAACAACAUGCUGCAUGUAUGCAGAAGCCUGAAGAUGAAGUUGAGAAGAACUUGGUCAUCACAUGUGAUAAGGAACAGGGUGGAACCCGAACACUGAGCAGGAGGAAAGGUUUGAGAAGGAAAAGAGAUGUGGUCAGUGAAAUAGAAACUCAGCAGAAGGAAGCUGAAGAUGAAAUCCAGCCAGAGGUGGAGAUUGACCGAGAGCUGGACAGAGAACUGGAAAAUAAAUCUCGACAACAUAACUUGACUUCUGCGAACGUUCGUAGCAUCAUUCAUGAAGUGAUCACCAAUGAGCAUGUUGUGGCCAUGAUGAAAGCUGCUAUCAGUGAAACUGAACCCGUUCCUGUGUUUGAACCCAAGAUGACCCGCUCUAAACUGAAGGAGGUUGUGGAGAAAGGAGUUGUCAUUCCCGCUUGGAACAUUUCACCAAUUAAGAAGCCCACAGAGGUGAAGAAGGGACCUCAGUUUGUGGAUAUUCCUUUAGAAGAGGAAGACUCAUCUGAUGAAGAGUAUCGGCCUGAUGAAGAGGAGGAGGAUGAGACAGCUGAGGAGACUCUUCUGGAAAGUGACUUUGAGAACUCAUCGUCUUCUCCACGGUGUAGUCGAGUGAGCAGAUCACUCUCUGAACAUGAGGAGGACAGGGCCAGCAGCUCUAGACCGAAUCUUCGCAGAUCCAGGCACCUGACAGUGGCUGUAACCCCAAUGGGCCCCCCACCACCACCACCAGUCCCUUCCAGGGCCCCGCCAGAGUGCAGCUUCUUAGAGAAACUUCAUGCGGUGGAUGAGGAGCUGGCAAUCGGCCCUGACUGCAUGGAGUCAUAUCAGGGUCUCAGUGGUGCUAAUGGAGAGGAGAGCCUGAUUUCAUUUCGCACACGAUCAAAGCGCCCACUGAGAGACGUCCCUCUGGGGCGCCUGGAGGCGGAGCUACGUGCUCCUGACAUCACUCCAGACAUGUAUGAGUUUGGCUCCGCCCCUGAGGACAGAGAAUGGACGCAGUGGCUGCAGGGCCUCAUGACUUCAGAUAUGGAGAACGAAGAGGAGGGUGAUGAUGAAGAUGACCCCGAGUACAAUUUCCUGGCUGAUAUUGAUGAGCCUGAUGUGGAGGACUAUAGAAAUGACAAGGCAGUGCGCAUCACCAAAAAGGAAGUCAAUGACUUGAUGGAGGAACUAUUUGAUGCAUUUCAGGAUGAAUUAGGGGGUCAGGAAGAAGAAGGACAUGAGGAAGAAGAGGAAAAAGAGGAAGAGGAGAGUCCCCAGCAGGAGCCGCCUGGCAUUCUGGAGAAUAUCCAGUACGAGGACCCAUUAGCAGAUGUCUUGAAGCAGCGUUAUCGUACAGUGCGGGAGCAGCUGGCGGCGGUGAGGAAACGGAAGGCUCUACUGGAAAGUAAAGGAGUGUCUAUACCUCCACCCUGCCCUCAACGCCCCUCCAGCCCCAUAACAUCCAUGACGCUGAACGCAGCUCAGAAACUACAGCUACAGCAGCAGAUCCAGCAGCAUGUGCAGCUCCUCACGCAGGUGAAUAUGUUGUGCAGUUCGGUUAAAGGUCUGGAAACAGAAGCUUCAACAAGCAGACAGUUCUUGCUGGAGCUGCAGAUGUUUGCGCAGCAUGGAGACCGAUCAUGCAAUCCAGUAGAGCAUGGCUUCACCAGCAUCUUUAAAGCCUGCAACCUUCAGGGUGCUAUUUCUCUGCUGGCGGAACUAGAUCAGUCGCCCAAAGGAGACGCUACAGUCCUAAGUCCAUGUUUCCCUGGAUGUCAGUUUCCUGCUCCUUUGGCCUGGUUGAUGGCGACUCGAUCAGUGUUUCUCUACCCAGAGCUACUUCCUACAAUCCAACUGCGGCCUUCUAGAUUCAAAGGACCGUUUACUUCGGCAGAAAAUUGUCUUGUUGUUCUAGGUCAUAAGCACUUAAGAAGUACCCCACACCCCCUGCAGAUGACUUGUCGCUAUCUGCUUGCUGCUAGGAGCUUUAUCAGUUUAAAAUCACACAUUCGUGAUGCAUGUCAUAAACCUUUUCCCAAUGUCAUCAAGACAUACUUUGUGACGGGAAAAUGCCCUCCCAUGCCCUUGGCCUGUAAGAGGGUCAGUCCUUCUGACCAGCGGCCCCCUGUGGAGAGAGAAAAGAACCUCAUGCCUGAUUGGCUCUCGAAAAACCUGAAGCGCAUUUAUGAGCUUGUAAGACUGUUUAAUCUUCCAUCUGGAACCUCCCAGACUACCAGUCCAGCAGAAGAAGCCACUGAGUCUCCAGGUCCAGGAGCAAACUGUAGCCUUUCUCCAGGCAUGCGUUACCCUCCCACCCUUCCUGAGGACCUUGUUCAGACACUUUUAUCUUCAUUUUUGGGUUCAUGCAAAAAGAAAAAAGACAAGACUGUUAAAUCCACCAAGCCUUUAAAACCUCCCCCGUCGGCGGAGGAGCUAGAAGUGUUUCUCAACCAGUUACCAACCCUUUUACCAAAAACUAGUCCAUCACUUUCAAACCCUUCUCAUCUUACACUUCCAUGCCUUUCUGGAAACGGAGCUUUGAAUGGUCCUUUAGAGAGAGCGAUCAUAAUAUCCAACGUGUCAAACGUGCCUCCGGUGGGACGAAACCCAGGUGGAGCAGUCGUCACUUUCCCGACGGCUCCAGUUGCACCUAAACUGAGCUCUUCAAGGACUGUUCCUGUGAAAAAUGCUGUAGAAACACCAAUGGGCAUCUCUGGUUCUUCACAGAGAGCUCAAGGUGCAACCCAGGGGGACGUAAUCAUCACUUUACCUCCUGCUUUGGCACCAGAGCUGAAUCCCUGUCCUUCAGGGCAUAUAACUGUGAAUCAAACUGCACAAAUAGUCAGCUCUAAUGUUGAUCCAAGAGGAUCGAACCUCAUAAUCACUCUUCAACCUCCUACAGUUCCCAGCACCUUAAUUUGUCCAACCACAAUCAUGAAAACAUCCACAGCCAAUGCUCCAUCAGCUAAAGAUCGCAUUAGCCAGCACUGUGGCUCUCUGCUUAAAGUUAUACCGAGGGACUCUGGUGGUCUAGCUCAAGUGCAUCAAAAACCUCUAAAUCAGUUUCUUCUCCUUCCUCCAGGCUUUGUGUUUGCAGGCAGCAGCUUUGGCCAUCAGGUGGCUAGACAGGAUCAAUCCUUGAAAGGUUUAUCAGCUCUGAAUAGCACAGAGGUUAAACUUAGGAAGCAACAGGGAACUCCAGAUGUUUUCAGGCCACAACUAGGUUCACCACAGGUCGUGUCUGUUCAUGAUGCUUCUGUUGAGGGCUUAGAAGAAACUGCAGCGGCAGAGGAAGAGCUGAACAGCGAUGAUGGAGGACUGAUUGACAGUGAGGUAGAAGAGUGUGGUGAGAAGGACACCAGAGAGCUGUUUCUCACACUUUCUGAAUCCUCCAGGAGCCCCACGCCCAGUAUUGAAGAGGAAGAUGCUGACAUGGAGAUUGUUUUUAACAGGAGAGAGAAACUAGAGGAGCAGAAAACAAAAGAAAAGCAAGGCAGCAAUAGACUGACAAGGGAGGAGGAGGAAACAAGUGGAGACGUUUCAGACGUCCUGUUUGUGCCAGAACUUCAGAAAACCAUUGAGAAAUUUUCACAUCUGGCCACAAAGAUGAGAUCUGAAAAGGAAGGAAGUUCAGAUGAUGGAAAAUCGAACCAUGAACCUGCAGAUGGGCACCGUACCCACACUGUGGAGAGUCCUUUGGUCCUUUACGAUGAUGCACCUGAAGACGAUCCUUACAGAGACGCUAAAGAUGUCGCCUUUGCCCAGGCCUACUUGGAGAAGGUGUAUGAGGUGCUGCAGAUGGUGCCUGGGAAAGUGGACGAGUUCUUGUGUGUCUUGUCAGAGUUUGAGAAAGAUCCAGAAAGUCGCACAUCGCUAGAGCUGCUGACGAGACUCAAGCCUGUGCUGAGCGACUGGCCUGAGCUGCUUCAAGAUUUUGCUGCCUUCCUGCAUCCAGAUCAAGCCAAACAGUGUGGCCUGCUGGCAGAGCAGCAGGCGUUUGAGCGCAGCAGACGGUUUCUACGCCAGCUGGAGUGUACUUUUGGAGAGCAGUCAGAUCUCUACAGAAAGGUGGUGCACAUUCUACAAGGGGGUCCGUCACAGGAUCUUCCUGACUUCAAAGAGAUGAAAGCUCAAAUAACAUCACUGUUCCAAGAUCACACUGACUUGCUAGAGGAAUUCUGGGAUUUUUUUAAGCAGCUAUACCCGCAAGUGCAAGAUGAGGAUCAUGCAGACAAUGUAGAAACCAGUCAGGGCUUGGAAGGAAACCAUCCAUGUCAAGCAAACAGAGCUGUCUUAUCAGAUAAAAAAGAAGAGCCAGUCAAAACAGCCUUUAAACACGCAAGAAAACGAGACAAACAUGUUCAGAUGGCAGAAACAAAAAAGAACAAGGCCAAGAAAAACAGUCUGGCAGCAGAGUCAAAAAAGGAGGCAGCUGAACCUUCAGUGGACAGUCAAGAGUCUUCAUUUAACGCCACAGGAAGCUCAGUCUGUGCCGAGAAUAUCUCUCGCGCACCAAAUGGGAAAAAAGUAGUACUCUGGACGAGGGAGGCAGACCGUGUAAUACUGACCACCUGUCAGCAGAAAGGAGCCAAGCCGGCCACGUUUCAUGCCAUUGCAGCCCAGCUGGGCAACAAAACAGCCAACGAGGUUUUGGAGCGCUUUCAAGACCUCAUUAAGUUGUUCCACAAAUCCAGCAAGUUACAUCAAGCAAGCCAGUCGGACACAGAGAUCCAGUCCGGCACCAUAGAAGAUGAACCAGACUGACAUAAAAAAAUUUUAACAAAAAGACAAUGUGUGCAGGCUGGACCUGCCGCCUGAAUUGAAGCAGAAACAGUGUAACACUUUAAACCUGUUUUCCUGAAGUACUUGAACAACAGAAACGUCAUGUAAUAUUAAGAAAUUUGGGAAGAUAUAUAUUUAUGAUUCUUAAUUUUGAAGGCAUACACAAGCUAAAAACAAUAGUAAGACGUUAAAAACAUUGUGAAAUUGUUACGUUUUUCUACGGGAUGUGAUUUUUGAAAAAUAUUUUUCUUUCAUUAAUAGUUUAGUAAAUUACAGUGAGUUGUAGGUUGCGAAUAUCGUUUCAUGUGAAGGAAUAUAACAAAUAAAUUAUUUAAUUGUUUAUA
Labeo rohita (rohu) is the source of this 5686-nucleotide messenger RNA. It is a transcript of the gene gon4la, whose product is annotated as gon-4 like a. The transcript is spliced from 30 exons. The coding region runs from base 399 to 5324 and encodes 1641 amino acids. Gene Ontology annotation, biological process: regulation of DNA-templated transcription. The record is from RefSeq and is a predicted model, not a curated record. Gene Ontology annotation, cellular component: nucleus. Gene Ontology annotation, molecular function: transcription coregulator activity. NCBI's taxonomy places the organism in Eukaryota, Metazoa, Chordata, Actinopteri, Cypriniformes, Cyprinidae.